This is a messenger RNA of Wyeomyia smithii (pitcher-plant mosquito), 2525 nucleotides long. Its product is annotated as zinc finger protein 883-like. Gene Ontology annotation, molecular function: DNA-binding transcription factor activity; RNA polymerase II cis-regulatory region sequence-specific DNA binding; zinc ion binding. The record is from RefSeq and is a predicted model, not a curated record. Gene Ontology annotation, cellular component: nucleus. NCBI's taxonomy places the organism in Eukaryota, Metazoa, Arthropoda, Insecta, Diptera, Culicidae. The transcript is spliced from 3 exons. Gene Ontology annotation, biological process: regulation of transcription by RNA polymerase II. The coding region runs from base 334 to 2262 and encodes 642 amino acids.
AAAAGCUCCGAGCGAUUUCAAAACAAUCGAUUUUUAUUUACCAAACAUUUUCGGGAAACUUGUUGGUUAUUCCUAAAAAAUAUCAACAAAAUUGUUGAUGUGAUACUUUUGUGUGAAUUAUCUGAUUUAUGUAUAACAGCGCUGGUUCGUUCGAUUAGUAAGUACAGACAAGCAGUCAACACUGAACGUCCUCCAAGGAAAAAGAACUGUUUACAGUCCCGUUACCCGCGUACACAACACAAUCUGUAUCGGGCAAAAGGUCCGUGUUUUUUCUAUUAACAAACCGCGUCGAAAGAAAAAGCCGCCACCGUGGAGUCCGACGAGGCAAUUUUUAUGGAACUGGUGGAACUCCAGAAUGGUCAAACUGCAGCCGUACUGGAUUUGGACUUUUGCCGGCUCUGCUUGGGCCGUGAUGGAACCGAGUUGAUCUCGGUGUUUAGUGAUAGCGUCAACGAAGCCGGCAAGGAGCCGCUGAACGUGCGAAUCCAUCGGUUUUUCGAGGUGCAGAUUACAGAAACGGACAUUCUUCCGACCCACAUUUGUCAGUUGUGUUUGCUGCAGACCGAGAGUUGCUCUGACUUCAGGGAUAAUUGUGUCCGAAACGAGCGGCGAUUGCAGGAGUUGAUUGCCAUCCAGGAGCCUGUGGAGCAGGAGGAGCAGCAAUGCGAGCCGGAGAAUAUUCCCUCUCCAAAAGAAGAGGAACCAGAAAGCGUGGCGGAAAACGAAAUCGGCGAUGCCGAUGAUGAUGAGGAGGAACCUUCAGAAACGAUCGUUGUGGAUCCAACGAAAGAUUAUGAAAGCUCGAACCAGAGCUUGCAAGAGCUGUUCUCUGACGAUGAUGAAAACACGGAUGGUUUAGGUUUGGACGAUGCUAUCGAAGACAGCUUGAAGAUUGCGUCUAUUCAUGAUUCCUCCGAAGAGAUGAUGGAGGAAGACAGUAAGCUGAAAAAGAUGGUUUAUAUGUGCAAGUAUUGCGAUGUGGCGUUUGCCAUGUCUAAUGCAUGUUAUGUUCAUGAAACUCAGGAUCAUGACCUGCUGGCACCGUACGCUUGUCAGUUCUGUGAGUUCAAAACGAUAAAUCGAAGCAUUUUGAUCACACAUAUCCGUGAUAUUCACGGGAUCGACCGACCUUAUAUAUGCAUCCAGUGCAACAAGGGUUUCCAUCGGAGGUCAGACUUGAAGAAGCACACCUUUGUUCACAGUGGAGUUCGUCCGUUUGCUUGUCAUGAGUGUGGUAAAAGUUUUUCCAGGAACACUAAUUUAACGAAACAUUUGAGGAUCCAUUCAGGUUUUAGACCACAUAUUUGUAAUACUUGUCCCAGGUCAUUUGCAAACAAAGCUGAUUUGGUCCGCCACCAGAACAUUCACAUGUCGCUAGGAAAACAAUUUUCGUGCAGCAAAUGUAACAAUACAUACGCGCGCAAGGAUAAGCUUCUGAGCCACGAAAGAAUUUGCUACACAAAACAGCAGCAGCAACAGGGAACUCAAAUAACGACCGCCCUUAGUGGAUCAACUCCGACAACGCUGACAAAAGCAGAACUCGAUGCAGAAAACAUGGUUAUUGCUUUGGAUCCAUACCAGGAAAUCGAUCAGCCUCCAACCGAAGAUGACCCAGGCAUUCCAAACUCGGCUCCGAUUUCUGCCAUAUCUAAGUUUUCCAACAUAACCAUGCCACUUGGCCGGCCAAACGCGUCGCCAACAUUGCAGGCCAAGUUCUUUACCUGCCACAAGUGUCCGAAGCGGUUCCUUUCGAAGAACACACUACACACGCAUCAGCUUAUCCACUCGGACGUUCGCAACUAUCGAUGUCAUACGUGCGAUAAAAAGUUCAUCCGGAAGCGCGAAUUAGACCGCCACAUGAACGCAGUCCACAGCACCCUGAAACCGUUUGAGUGCAAACAAUGCUACAAGCGAUUUUCCCGUAAGGAUAAACUCCUUCGCCAUGAGCGCGUCCAUCGGGCAGAUAAAUUCUUCGCAUGCACUGCCUGCGACGCCAAAUUUCUUCGCAAAGAAGCAUUGACGAUUCACUCAAAAAUUCACUGCACAGCAUCGGCAGCGGCCGCAGCCGCAGCGUCCGCUUUAGCCAGCGAUAUCCGAACGGAACACCUGCAUCAUCAUGCGUCACCUUCGUCGUCCGAGGUGAUCAUCAUGAUCGAUCAGGACCAACAGGAUCAGCUACUGAUGGAACACAUGCUGUCGUACGCGGCCGAUGAUGUUGGACUCAGUGCGGCCUCGCUGGCGACGGCGGCCGCGUUUAUGUGAGAAGUGAAAUAUGCUCAGGGAGGCGAGUUGUAAAAAUAUCCGUAAUAUAAACUGGUAAUCUCAUGCUGAAGCGCACGGAGGUACUCGAUUCCCGGGGUGAAUGUUGUAUUUGGUAGGAGAAAUCACGUAUACAUAAUUGCUAGUAUUAAGCAGUCUAGAAGUAAGGAUGUAUUUAUCAAUGCUACUACCUAUCGCAAACUAGAGUUAGCAGAAUAAGUCGAUCGUCUCAUUUGUAUCUAAUGUUAUGUCGCGUUUGUAAUAAA